UCGGAUUCAUCCAGGUUUGAUGUCACAUUUGCAUCGUACGAGAUUCGGAGAAGUGACUUUCUAGAUGAAUCUAGUGGUCUGAGCCGAUGACAGACCCUCCAAUUGGUCAAUGCCAAGCAACAUCAAGUGUUCCACACAAGAAGCCAAGGGCCCUUGGAGUCAGAGAGUGGUGGGUGGGCGUUCAAAACGCGCUUACGAAUCACACAAUUUACCCACAAAUCAAGAACAAAAAGUCAAACAAUUGGAAAAGUGAUUAAUGCUUACAGGAGCAGCUGAAGUCAAAAGAUUGGUCGAUUAUUAAGGUUGCAAUCUUAAUUAAGACAAUUGAAUUACAUGUCAAAAGGCUGACGCAAAGAGAAAAGUGCCAAAUGUACCAAAGACAGACCACCACCCAAAGAAAAAAGUGAAAAACCACUCGACCCUUUACAUACCUGUCUUUGUUUUCUCUCUCUGCAUUGUUAUAUCUGUAUACUUUCUCUCUCGGACUAGACUGUGGGCGUUCUGACAGCAGGAUCAAAGGUGGGGUACUUUGGAGGAGGGAUAGACAGUAGACAGAUAUGGCUAAUGAUGCAGCAGCUUGUGCUGAGAGGGCCACAAGUGAUAUGCUGAAUGCUCCAGAUUGGGAAAUAAACAUCCAGCUAUGCGAUAUAAUCAACAUGAAUCCUGGGCAAGCAAAGGAUGCCCUGAAGAUACUCAAGAAGCGUCUUGGGAGUAAAAAUCCUAAAAUACAGCUCCUUGCUCUCUUUGUGUUGGAGACUCUUAGCAAAAAUUGUGGGGAGAAUGUGUUUCAGCAGUUUGUCGAGCGGGACAUCCUACAUGAAAUGGUCAAAAUUGUGAAGAAGAAGCCAGAUUUGAAUAUAAGGGAGAAGAUUUUAAUUUUGAUAGAUACAUGGCAAGAAGCCUUGGGAGGACCCAGGGCAAGGUAUCCGCAGUACUAUGCUGCAUAUAAUGAGCUGAAGUCUGCCAGAGUGGAAUUUCCACCACGUGAAGAAAACAGUGUACCAUUGUUUACUCCGCCACAAACCCAUCCUUUAGUUCACCCUCCUUCAGUGUACGAGGAAGCUGCUGUUCAGGCCUCUCUUGAAUCUGAUGCUUCUGGGCUCAGGAAAUGUCUGGUUUCAGUGCACUCCCUUAGGAAUCCUGUUGAAUGGUGUGCCCAAAUCCUCCAUAACUUCUUAGGUGGCCUCCCGUUUUUUCAAAAUGAUAAAUUAGCUUCAUCUGCCAGAGUGGAAUUUCCACCACGUGAAGAAAACAGUGUACCAUUGUUUACUCCGCCACAAACCCAUCCUUUAGUUCACCCUCCUUCAGUGUACGAGGAAGCUGCUGUUCAGGCCUCUCUUGAAUCUGAUGCUUCUGGGCUCAGCUUGCUAGAGAUUCAAAAUGCUCAGGGACUAGCCGACGUGUUAUUGGAAAUGCUUGGUGCCUUGGGUCCUCAGAAUCGUGAGGGUGUAAAGCAAGAGGUGAUAGUUGACCUUGUUGACCAAUGCCGUUCUUACCAAAAGCGUGUCAUGGUUCUUGUGAACAAUACUGUAGAUGAGGAGCUCCUGCUUAAGGGACUGGCGUUGAAUGAUAGCCUGCAGUGUGCUGUUAGCUGGCAUGAUGAGAUUGCGUAUGGAACUCCUUCUGUUGGAGUAAGACUAAUGGAAACUCCAGUUGCACCUCUUAUGAAUGUGAAUCACGAGGAUGAUGAGUCAGAAGAUGAUUAUGCCCAGUUAGCGCAUAGGUGA
This is a messenger RNA of Ilex paraguariensis (yerba mate), 1727 nucleotides long. The record is from the annotation of a GenBank genome assembly. NCBI's taxonomy places the organism in Eukaryota, Viridiplantae, Streptophyta, Magnoliopsida, Aquifoliales, Aquifoliaceae.